CAAUGUAGGGAAAGCGGUGGCUUAGGGACCCAGACGAUGGCCGGCUGGGACUACCUUAGCCUGCAGAAGGUGCUGAGCAUCUGGUAGUGGAAUCUGUGAAGGGCAGCGCCCUGCCCUCAGGAGGUGAAGGGACUAUGGAACCCCGAGGUCAAAAUUACCCAAACUGGGACACGAGGGGCAGGCGUGCUACCAUCUUCCCCCAGAGAGAAGGGGUCAAGCUUCCGGUACCCUCUACGUUCCUUGCUCAAUAUGAAGAUACUGCUUUCCUGACAACCAGAUACAAGACUUUCCUGACCAGGAAAAGGGCCUUGUGUGACUUCAGGGUGAGAUGGCCGGAGCUAGUCUCCACGGAACAGGAGCCACAGAAAGAGGACACAUCCUUCCUCGGACUCCCUUCCCUUGACAGAAAGCCCACGGACACAAGCUCCUGCUCCUCCGCUAGCAUCAGCCUCAAAAAUCAGGAGAGCAGCCACGGCGACCUCGAGGAUCCCAAGGAAUUCACUGGCUGCCUCGCAGAAGGCUUUUCAGAGUCUCCUCAGGUGACCAUUCUCAACAGCUACCUGAAGCCGGAGUCAAUGACACGGCUGGAGAAGAAAGUGAGGAGGAAGACCGUGGUGGUCAUGAAUCAGCUGGAGCACGAGAAGGAAUCGUCUAAGUUCCGGAGGGCAGUGCUACUGAGGGACACUAGGGAGCUCCAGGAUGAAAAGGCUUACCAGGAAGCAGGGAACAAGCCCUUCCUGGAGUACCUGAAGGAGAAAAACCAGGAAACCCAGGAGAAGUACGACUCCCUGUGGAAAGACUACAUCCAGCAGUGUCAAGAGAUCAAGGACAGGAGGCGAGAGCUGGUCUCCACCUUCACCUCACAGAGGGAAGACCUCCAGAAGGAGCUGAUGCGGAACAAGAAGUUCGACGCCAGCUUGAAGAAGAAGCUGCAGGCCCUGGAGCCCAUCGCACGCAUAAGGGAGAGCCAGGAUCGGGAGAUAAAAGCCUUAGAGUUAGAGCACGCCAGCUUGGUAGCCAACGUCCCCUUCAUGGACCGAGAGGCACACUUUCAGUUCCUGAGGGAAAGGGCCGCCUUGGAGAAGCAAGUGGAGGGUAUGAACCUGCUGGAGUCUGGAGAGGGCAUCACCAGGGAGCUGAAGAAGAAGACCAAGGCCUGGGACACUGCAGCAAGACAGGCUCACGAGGACUUCUGCCAAGAUGUCAAUGCACGGAACAGGCAGCUGCGGACACAGCUCCAGCAGCUGGAUCAGGAAUUCUGCAAACUGGAGAUCAGAAAGGAGAAGCUGGAGCGGCGAAAGCAGCAGUGGAAAGAGCAGCAGUGGUACCUGGAGGCUCUGGCCCGGGGGAGGGAGCGCCUGCAGCGGCGGGAGUACCGCCGGCAGGAGCGGGAGCACCGCCGGCAGAAGCGGGAGCACCACCGACAGCAGCAGGAGCACCCAGCACUGAGCCGUCUACUGGAUGCCAGGCCGAAAGCCAAUCCUAAGUAA
Rattus rattus (black rat) is the source of this 1490-nucleotide messenger RNA. RefSeq names its product coiled-coil domain-containing protein 121-like. NCBI's taxonomy places the organism in Eukaryota, Metazoa, Chordata, Mammalia, Rodentia, Muridae. The coding region runs from base 135 to 1490 and encodes 451 amino acids. The record is from RefSeq and is a predicted model, not a curated record. The transcript has a single exon.